AUGCGACAAUUUGCAAUUCAAGUGGUGAUAGCACUAUAUAUGCUCUGCCUUAUCACUGGUCAAGCAAUAGUUGAUGGACAAGCUAUUGGUUGUGGAUGUUGCCCAUCAUCACACUGUCAAACAAAACCAAAUCCAUGUUCAUCGAAUUCGGACUGCGAAUGUUUAUGGAUGACAAUGACUGGAGGAGGAAUGUGUGCUGAUACAGUUAUAUCAUGUAAAGAUUUACUUCCAUGUGGAAAUGAUAAUAAAACAUGUUCGGCACCUAAUAGUGCAUGUGUUAAUAAUACUCGAUGCAAUAUUCCUGUUUGUUAUCCAAUAGAACGUGCUUCUUCUCAACGAUGUCCACCAUUUAUUUCUACAAAUUUACCAGAUUCUACAACUUUACCAGGUUCUACAACUUUACCAGGUUCUACAACUUUACCAGGUUCUAUAACUUUGCCAGGUUCUACAAAUUUACCAGAUAAUCUACGUAAGUUUUCUUCUUAA
Messenger RNA from Rotaria sordida, 486 nucleotides. The record is from the annotation of a GenBank genome assembly. Lineage: Eukaryota; Metazoa; Rotifera; Eurotatoria; Philodinida; Philodinidae.